CGAUCAAGUCGAGUCAGCAAGCAACAACUCGUUCACAGUUUGAAAUUAGUUCGAGAGUUCGACUUGGAGCGCAAACGCACUCGUUUGUCUGGCUCGUCAAGUCGAGUCGUCAUUCAGGCGCGCGCACCCGCGAGUGUUGCACGCACGCAUAGUAACUUUAUCAAUCGUGAUAAGUAUAUCGUUAUUUCGAUCGUUACUUUUAUUAUAUCGUAAUAGUUUGUGAUAAUGGCACCCUCUUCAAAUGCUGUCGUGGGAAUUGACGAUGAUCAGCGCUUCGCGUUGAUGAAGUUCCGAAGGAGCGUGAAAGAUGUUUUGAAACCGGAACACAAUGAUCACUUUUUGCUGCGAUGGCUCAGAGCUAGACAAUGGGACCCGGAGGCAGCAGAAAAAAUGCUAAGAGACUCCCUGAAAUGGCGAGAGAAAUGGGGUAUCGACACCACUCUUCAGACUUGGGAGGCACCAGAGGUGUUGACCAAACAUUUCCCCAGUGGGACUACAGGUUUCGACAAAGAAGGAUCACCGGUAAUCAUCGUCCCGUUCGUGGGGCUAGACGUGUGGGGUCUCCUACACUCCGUGACAAAGACUGACGUCAUUCGCAUGGUCCUGAGACACCUGGAGAACUACCUCGCCAGCGCCAGGAAACAGGCUGAAGAACAUGGUCCAGCCGCGUUAAAGGUAACAGUAUUAUUCGACUUGGAAGGUUUCAACAUUAAGCAGUACGCGUGGAAACCAGCCGCCGAGAUGGUGUUCACCUUGCUGCAGGUCUACGAAGCCAACUACCCUGAGAUACUGAAGAUCUGCUAUAUUAUCAAUGCUCCCAAAGUAUUCUCCCUGGCAUUCUCCGUGAUCAAGAAGUUCAUGCAUGAGUACACAAUCUCCAAGAUAAAGAUCUAUGGGUCUGAUGCCAAGAAGUGGCAGGCACAGGUCCUCACAACGAUAGAUAAAGAGCAGCUUCCCGUGCACUACGGAGGCACCAUGGUGGACGAGGACGGCGAUCCAAGAUGUUCCCUUCUUGUGAAGCCAGGCGGUAAAGUUCCUAAAAGCUACUACACUAGCAACCAGACGUACGAGUCGGACAAGGAGUUCAAGCGAGUCACCAUCAAGACUGGAGAGAAACAUGUCAUCGACCUACUCUGCUCAGACAAUGAUAGUGUUUUGAAAUGGGAGUUCGGAGUGGACCAGCAUGACAUAAAGUUUGUGAUCAAGCGACGAGAUGAAGAAGGCAACGAGACUAUCGUGCAUGGGCCCCGGAAGGUGACUGAGGGACCCGCAGACGUCGGUGUCAUGGCCGUCAACGGACCAGCUACAUAUUCGAUCAUUUUCGACAACAAGAGCGCGUUCCUUCGCAAUAAAAAAGUUUAUUAUGAUGUCCUGAUUUCUGUACCUACGCGAGACUUGAACAUCAGUGACGAUCCCACGGACGAACUUCAGUCUGCCGCAGCCUGCAGCACCACCUUAUAAAAAAUGACUGGGUCCAUAGACUAAAUAGAUUUAUUAUUUGCCCCUAAAAAUUCAGCAAUAAAAAUUUCACGGCAAUUUCUUUAGCUAAUGGUAGACAAUGGAUUUGUGAUUGAUAGUAUUUGAUAGACUUUUAUUAUUGCCAUUUAAUCAGAUCAGACUAUCUUACUAGCCCCGAGUGCGAUUUAUUUGUUGUUCAACCUUGUCAAGUAUUUUUUCAAAGGAAGUUUUAAGUAGGUAAAUGACUCGGUAGAUAUAUACCUAGGUAUGUAAAUACUACGAUCUAUAUAGUGCCUACCUAUAAUUCUAUUAUUUCGUCCUUAUUGUAUAUUUUAAAGAAUGACGUUUAUACUUUUAUCCUGUUUUAGUCACUUCUGACGUGUGUUACAAAUAGCAUAUAAAAUUUAGACUAAAUACAGAGGCAGAUAAACCCUAAAGAUUGGUAAGCACCUCAUUGGCGCCCAUAGUUAUUUUUAGCGCCACCGCUACACUACAUGUGGGUAGUUAAGCACGCGCGUCUCGCUCCCUCUGGCGCCCUAGACACUUCCCUAGUUUACCUCCGAGGUAAUACGGCUCUGUCUAAAAGGACGAUUUUAGAUGAAAUCCUUUGUAGUAGGUAUGUGUAUUAUAAUACAGUUAAUUACUUAAAUGUUUAUAGAAUUUUCUACAAAUAAAAUUAUGUUUCACUAUAUAGUUUAUAAAUUUAAAAAAUGUAAGUAAAUUGUACUUAUGUAGAAGGUCCUGUAAUAAUUAUACCUAUCCCAAAUUAGUUUUAUAAGAAUAUUUUUAGGACAAACAAUGUUUUUACUUAGGUACUGAUACAUAGUAUAGUGGGAGCUUUGAUGGUAAAUAGGUAAAAUAAGAACAAAUGCUAUGCAUUUAACGGAGGUAUCUACAUUAUUUGAAACGGAAGCAUUUCUGUGAUAGUUUUUAUUCAACAAAUGUUUUAAUGUUUAAAUAUAAGAAAAUUUUGUACCUAA
This is a messenger RNA of Spodoptera frugiperda (fall armyworm), 2438 nucleotides long. Its product is annotated as SEC14-like protein 2. The record is from RefSeq and is a predicted model, not a curated record. Gene Ontology annotation, cellular component: cytoplasm. The coding region runs from base 226 to 1461 and encodes 411 amino acids. Lineage: Eukaryota; Metazoa; Arthropoda; Insecta; Lepidoptera; Noctuidae. The transcript is spliced from 10 exons.